AUGAAAGAAAAUCCUCUGUUUCGUGUGCUCCACAGAGUUGCUUUCAUCCUUCAGAGGGAUGUUACUUUGCGACGUAAUCGCCUGUACGAGCUUGCUUUCGAGCUGUUCAUUGCUAAACCAUGUGCCUUAGGCCUUAAAGUCCAAGCCAACGGACCACAGAAAGCUCAACCUAAUGCUAUCCUGGAAAAAGUUUUCACAGCUAUUACAAAGCAUCCAGAUGAGAAGAGGCUAGAGGGCCUCUCCAAGCAGCUGGACUGGGAUGUACGCAGCAUUCAACGUUGGUUUCGGCAAAGGCGCAACCAGGAAAAGCCCAGCACUCUGACGAAGUUCUGCGAGAGCAUGUGGAGAUUUACAUUUUACCUUUAUAUAUUUACCUAUGGAGUACGGUUCCUGAAAAAGACACCUUGGCUCUGGAAUACCAAACAGUGCUGGAACGGGUAUCCAUAUCAGCCACUGAUGCCUGACCUUCAUUAUUACUACAUAGUUGAAUUGUCAUUCUACUGGUCCUUAAUGUUUUCUCAAUUCAUUGACAUCAAAAGAAAGGAUUUUGGCAUCAUGUUUACACAUCAUAUUGUAACAGUCACCCUGAUAACCUUCUCAUAUGUGACCAAUUUGACACGAGUGGGAACCUUGACCUUAUGUCUCCAUGAUGCGGCUGACGUUGUCCUAGAGGCUGCCAAAAUGGCAAACUAUUGCAAGUGUCAAAAACUGAGUGACCUUCUGUUCCUUACAUUUGCCAUUGUCUUCAUUGUCAGUAGGCUUGGCAUAUAUCCGUUAUGGAUAUUAAACACAACAUUGUUUGAACUGUAUGAAGCUCUUGGCAAUUUUCCUGCCUUAUGGGUCUUCAACGUGCUGCUUGUGAUUCUUCAAAUUCUGCACUGUUUUUGGUCCUACCUAAUCAUAAAAGCAGCCUACAAAGCUAUUUCAAAGGGCAAGGCUGGGAAGUGGAACCCCUUGCAUGUAGCAAAGGAUGCCCGAAGUGACAUUGAGUCAAGCUCAGAUGAGGAAGAAACAGUACCUCGUUCAAAGACCCCACACAGCACUGUCACCACCAAUGGGACCAGCGGUGCCAAUGGGACAAACGGGUAUCUUACCGGUGGACCUUGCUCAGAGGAGCAUUAA
Molecule: messenger RNA, 1122 nt
Organism: Apaloderma vittatum (bar-tailed trogon)
Lineage: Eukaryota; Metazoa; Chordata; Aves; Trogoniformes; Trogonidae
Gene: CERS6
Product: ceramide synthase 6
Exons: 11
Coding region: 1-1122 (373 amino acids)
Biological process (GO): ceramide biosynthetic process
Cellular component (GO): membrane
Molecular function (GO): DNA binding; sphingosine N-acyltransferase activity
Source: RefSeq, a predicted model, not a curated record